Molecule: messenger RNA, 516 nt
Organism: Lathyrus sativus (Indian pea)
Lineage: Eukaryota; Viridiplantae; Streptophyta; Magnoliopsida; Fabales; Fabaceae
Source: the annotation of a GenBank genome assembly
AUGGUUAUGAAUGAAUUUUAUGUUGACUAUCAUCAUGGGGGGUAUUUCGUUGAUGAAAAAUAUAUAGGAGGUGAAGUGUCAAACUGGAAGUGUGAUGGUGAAAGAUGGAGUUACUUUGAAAUAUUAGGAGUUGUUAAAGAGAUGAAGUAUCUAGAAGUUCAAGAAAUAUGUUACUUUGAAAUAUUGGGAGUUAUUAAAAAGAUGGAGUAUCCAGAAGUUCAAAAAAUAUGGUAUGACUUUGAUGGAACAUUGAAGGCGUUGGAAGAUGAUUUUGGUGCAAUAGAAGCACUGAACUGGUCCAAGACUAAGGGAAAGAAUGACAUAUACAUAGUCCACCCUAUUGAACAAACUGAUUUAGUAGUUGCCAUACCUGAAACCCAAACUCAUGAGUUUGUGAGGCCCAACCUGAGAACCCAAAUGAUGAUGUUUGUGAGGACCAACCUGAGGACCAUAAUGAUGAUGUGUGUGAGGACCAACCUGAGGAACAAAAUAUGGAUAUUUGUGGGACCAACCUGA